AUUGAAGACCAGAAAACUGGUUGGUUAGGAAUUGGAUACAGAAAAUCUCUACUCCAAAAAAGAAAAAUGGCGACGCUUUCAUUUUCAUGCUCAUCUCCUUCUUUGAAUAACCAGCCUCAAGCUCUGCUUCUUCGCUCCUCCCGUUUGCCACGUGUCCCCUCCUACUCUUGCAAUCUUUACAACGGUCCCAAGAAAAACGGAAACCGAUAUAUCUUCUGCUGCAAGAAUCCCGUGCCUGAUACAAAAACAGGUGUGCAAGUUAAAGAAGAAUGUGUAACCAAGAGAAGAGAACUCCUGCUACAGGCAGGCUCUGUUGCAUUUUCUCUGUCCGCUUUUAGUUCGAUCGCAUUGGCAGAGAAUGAUGUCGCUGAGGAUUUUCGUGUUUAUUCAGAUGAUAUCAACAAGUUUAAGAUAAUGAUACCUCGUGAUUGGCAAAUAGGCGCAGGAGAAGGUGAUGGAGUGAGGUCGCUCAUAGCUUUCUAUCCUCAAGAAGCUUCUAAUACAAAUGUCAGCAUUGUAAUCACAAGCCUUGGUGCUGAUUUCACCAAAUUGGAAUCUUUUGGGAAAGUUGAUGCUUUUGCCGAGAAUCUGGUUAGUGGAUUAGACAGAAGCUGGCAAAGGCCGGCAGGAGUGAAAGCAAAACUCAUAGAUAGCAAAGCUUCUAAAGGGUUGUAUUACAUCGAGUACACUCUCCAAAAUCCCGGUGAAAGUCUCAGACAUCUAUUUUCAGUGCUUGGGAUAGCAGACAACGGGGUUUACAAUAGGCUGUAUACUCUCACUGGACAGUUUGUAGACGAGGAGGCAGAGAAAUACGGUGCCCAAGUAGAGAAGGCUGUUUCUUCUUUCAGAAUAAUAUGAUGACAUAAUAGCGAGCAAUAUCACAAAUUUUGGCUCGAGCUUCUGGUUUGCUAAUUUGUGAAUGGCAAACAUCAUCGGUGAGAUCAGCACAGUGGAUCCUCCAAACCCCACAUAAGAACAUAUUGUGGUUAAGGUAUAUUGUGAUGACUUAGAGGGUGUUUGGCUAAGCUUAUAAGCUGAUCAAACUGGCUUAUAAAUACUUUUUGGCUUAUCUACGCGU
Molecule: messenger RNA, 1078 nt
Organism: Nicotiana attenuata
Lineage: Eukaryota; Viridiplantae; Streptophyta; Magnoliopsida; Solanales; Solanaceae
Product: psbP domain-containing protein 3, chloroplastic
Exons: 10
Coding region: 67-858 (263 amino acids)
Biological process (GO): photosynthesis
Cellular component (GO): extrinsic component of membrane; photosystem II oxygen evolving complex; photosystem II
Molecular function (GO): calcium ion binding
Source: RefSeq, a predicted model, not a curated record